This is a messenger RNA of Impatiens glandulifera, 1507 nucleotides long. Its product is annotated as phosphoglucan phosphatase DSP4, amyloplastic. The transcript is spliced from 14 exons. Gene Ontology annotation, molecular function: protein tyrosine/serine/threonine phosphatase activity; carbohydrate phosphatase activity; starch binding. The record is from RefSeq and is a predicted model, not a curated record. The coding region runs from base 152 to 1300 and encodes 382 amino acids. Gene Ontology annotation, cellular component: chloroplast. NCBI's taxonomy places the organism in Eukaryota, Viridiplantae, Streptophyta, Magnoliopsida, Ericales, Balsaminaceae. Gene Ontology annotation, biological process: starch catabolic process; protein dephosphorylation.
AAAUCAUUCAAUCAUUAAAGAAGAUCACAUGAACACCGCUUCCAAUGCACCUAUCUUAGCAAGAACAAGAAGUAAUAUCAACCACUCCAUUUCUCUCAAUCGUCACUCACUUCCGCUUUGCUGAUUUCACACUUUCAAUUCUUUCCGCCAGAUGAAUUGUCUUCGUUAUCUUCCCGCAUCCCCUGCACUACCAGUUCACACCAGUUUCAAAGACUCCAAGAAAAGGUCACUAUGUAAUCCCAAACUACAGCCAUUUCCUCUCUCGAAGAUUCGAACGAGUACUAUGGAUUUCCAUCAAACCGUUCGCACCAAGGCAUUGUCGAGUUCUACAUCCAGUAAAGAUGUAGAUGAAAAUGAUGUAGAGGAGGAAAAAUCUGAUGUAUACAGUAAUAACAUGACUGAAGCUAUGGGAGCUGUCUUGACCUAUAGGCAUGAGCUGGGCAUGAAUUACAACUUUAUACGACCAGACCUUAUAGUAGGUUCAUGCUUACAGACACCUGAAGAUGUUGAUAAGCUUCGGAGUAUUGGAGUGAAAACUAUCUUUUGCUUGCAACAAGAUUCAGAUCUUGAAUAUUUUAGUGUUGACAUUGGUGCUAUACGUGAAUAUGCUAAAUCAUGUGAUGACAUUGAACACUUGCGUGCUGAAAUAAGGGACUUUGAUGGUUUUGAUCUGCGUAUGCGGCUUCCAGCUGUGGUUAGUAAGUUACAUAAAGCCAUCAACCGAAAUGGAGGUAUAGCUUACAUACAUUGCACAGCUGGUCUAGGAAGAGCUCCUGCAGUUGCGCUGGCUUACAUGUUCUGGAUCCAAGGAUAUAAGCUGAGUGAGGCACACAGCUUGCUGCUGAGCAAGCGAUCAUGCUUCCCAAAGUUGGAUUCUAUUAAAAGUGCCACUGCUGACAUUCUUACAGGGCUAAAAAAACAAGUUGUCACUUUAACAUGGCAAGGUAAAGGUUGUUCAACAGUGGAAAUUGCUGGACUUGAUAUCGGCUGGGGUCAGAGAAUUCCUUUGAGAUUUGAUGAGAAACAGAAAUCAUGGGUUCUUAAGAGAGAGUUAGCGGAAGGGAGGUAUGAAUACAAGUACAUCAUUGAUGGUGAAUGGGUGUGCAACUUAUCUGAACUUGUAACAAAUGCGGACAAAGAUGGCAAUGUCAACAACUAUCUCCAAGUAUCUGUUAGUGAGCCAAACAGCACUUCUGCAUUGCUUCGUAAAAGAUUGUCGAGCGAUGAUGAUGUGGAUCUAACCGAGGAUGAACGCCUUCAGAUAAGGCAGGCUCUCGAUGCUUUUCCGAAUGACGAGUAAAUAAGAAACAGGUUUUUCGGCACCAGAAACUUAACUACUAGUGAAUCCAUCCACUUUCCCUAUCAUGCAAAAAAACAUGAGAAAUAAAAUGUAAAAAGUGUUUAGAUGAUAAAUAAAGAUGAAUAAAUUUUGUAAGUGUACAAGGAAUAAAAUAAAUAUGCCACAUGCAGUUCAACCUGUAUACCUAAUAAAACUUCAUUAGCAUCA